AUGCACAUCCUGAUUGUAGGCUCAGGCAUUGCCGGACCGACACUGGCUUACUGGAUCUCCCAUAAUCUCGAAAACUCCAUCACUGUCCUUGAGAAGUCUCCCUCGCUUUUGCUGUAUGGGCAAAAUGUCGACAUUUCAGGCAGCGCGGUAACAUGCAUAAAAAAGAUGGGUCUGAUGCCGCAAGUCAAGCAUUGCAACACCAAAGAGCUUGGCACUCGGUUUAUCGACUCAUACGGAAAGCCAUUUGCACCUUUCCCAAUCAAAGAAGGAAGCUCAGCGAGUCUAACAUCGGAGUACGAAAUCCUGCGAGGCGAUCUAGCAAAGAUCUUGUACAACGCAACACAGUCCCAUUCCAAUGUGACCUAUCUCUUCAAUACCACAAUCACGGAAGUCCUCCAGAAUGAUUCUUUGAGCGUAAAAGUACUCCUCAGCGACAACACAGUGCGCACGUACGAUCUUCUAGUGGCAGCAGAUGGCCAAUGGUCUAAGACACGCAGUCUGAUCUUCCCGUCCCAACAAGUUACAAUUAGCCAUCAGGGCAUGUACUCUGUGUAUUUUACCGUACCACGACGCGCAACCGAUACGGCAUGGUGGAACAUUUUCGUCGCACAGGGCUCACGUACUAUUUCCACACGUCCUGACCCUCAUGGUACACUUCGUGCGUUGUUCACAUUCAUGCCAACUACCUCCGCCCAAGAAGCCCAGUGGGCCGAAGCAAGUAGGAUGGGAAGAAAGCUACAACAAGAACUUCUUCGCAAAGAGUUUGCAGACGCGGGUUGGAUUUGCGACAGACUUCUUGGCGACGUGGCCGCAGCACCAGACUUCUACUUCCAUGCCAUCAACCAAGUCAAGAUGCAACGGUGGAGUCGCAAUCGUGUGAUCUGUUUGGGAGAUGCGGCAUUUUGUCCCAGUCCGUUGACAGGCAUGGGGACGUCGCUCGCAGUUCUAGGAGCGUAUAUUCUGGCGGGAGAAUUGAGCUGCAUGACUACUUUCUCUUCUUCUGUUUCGACUUCACUUUCAAUGGAUGCUCUUGCGACUGCGCUUGCGAGUUACGAAGCGAAGUUUCGACCGUAUGUUGAGCAGAGUCAAGAAAUUCCACCUUUUGUACCGGGGUUCAUGCAUCCAGAUUCGGCGUGGAAGAGAACGAUAUUGCAUGGAUUCUUGACAAUGGUGUCCAGGGUAGUAAGGUGGGAAUGGGUCGGCCGAUGGUUGGGGGACGCAGAGAGUAGGGAUGAUGGGUUCAAGUUACCAGAGUAUGUGGCGUUUGAAAGCAAAGACAACAAGUAA
Alternaria arborescens is the source of this 1287-nucleotide messenger RNA. RefSeq lists its product as hypothetical. The record is from RefSeq and is a predicted model, not a curated record. Lineage: Eukaryota; Fungi; Ascomycota; Dothideomycetes; Pleosporales; Pleosporaceae. Bases 1 to 1287 code for a protein of 428 amino acids. Gene Ontology annotation, molecular function: FAD binding. The transcript has a single exon.